Molecule: messenger RNA, 12204 nt
Organism: Solea senegalensis (Senegalese sole)
Lineage: Eukaryota; Metazoa; Chordata; Actinopteri; Pleuronectiformes; Soleidae
Gene: dnah12
Product: dynein, axonemal, heavy chain 12
Exons: 73
Coding region: 112-12003 (3963 amino acids)
Biological process (GO): microtubule-based movement
Cellular component (GO): dynein complex
Molecular function (GO): ATP binding; ATP hydrolysis activity; minus-end-directed microtubule motor activity
Source: RefSeq, a predicted model, not a curated record
GUAUCAGGAGUACGGGCCUUCAGUGGUUAAAGCGAACAGAUAUUCAUGUAAACGAACAGGUAAAAGUUUCAUUUACUUUUCCAUCCUCACUCCAGCUCGUUUUAUCCAGAGAUGGCUUCAUCUCCUGGAGCAGAGGACGAGGACAGGCUUCACAGUCCAGUCCUGCCCCCGAUUAAAGAGCCACAGCAGCGGGGAGAGUUGGAGCAGAUCACCGAGUUAAAGGAGGCGAUGACGAGGAGGAUAACAACUCAUAAAAAGCUGCAGAGGCAAAGAAGGAUUCAAGAGAUACAAAAGCAGCUCCACAUGACACUAGCAACAAGAGCAAUGGAAACUUACAGAAGAAGAAAAAAGAGGAGGGGAAUCCGUCAGUCACCAGAGCCACAGUUUCCUCCCUCUAUGCUCAGUGAGCAGCGGAAGCAGAGGAUGAACUUUGCCUUCCUGAAACAGUGUGUCGAGAGCCGCCCAAUCCCCCCAAUUCAGCAACAGUGGUUGGACUCCAUUGUCUCCCGUGUGCCACCAAAAUUGAAAGACAGUCCGGAGUCAAACAAAUUGCUGCAAGAGCUCUGCAGGGAGGUCAGCAGCAACUUCCACAGUGUUUUAGUCAAACACACAGUGAACACAGUUCUGAAGAAUCCAGAUGUGGAGAGUCCCAUGUCACAGACAACAACGCAACCAAAAAUUCUGGAUUUCUCCCAGUCUCGGCACGACAACUUUCUCAGAAGCCGCAGGCUGAUAAAAACAAAUUUGCACAUUCUUCACCCAGUAAUGCAAAUAGUUUUGGACACUGGCUCCAAGACAUUUUCCACACUGGUCCUUGUCAACCUUUCAGGAUGCAGAGCUUCAGGACCUGUGGACUGUAAGAGCCUACAGAACAAAAUAGCUGUGGAGUGUAACAGAACAGAAGAACGCAUCAUGAAUACCUGGUUCCCCAAAAUCAUCCACUUACUAACGAGUAAAGAAACGCUGAAAGGAGUUAAAGAGGAGAAACUGGACGCCUUCUAUAACUGUGCAUCCACACUCAUCUCUAAUCAGUUGAAAUCCAUGCUUCAGAUGAGCGUGGAGGAGUUUAUCAGUGUGUUUGCGCCGAGCCGUCAGCACUGCUUGCCCCUCUUCCGCAUGGCUUUGACUUUUGAUGAUGAAAAGAUGGAAAUUUACCCGACUUUACAAGAUCUGGAAACUGCUGUUUCUGAGAUUCUUGAUACCAUCACGCACACACUGCAGAGAGUACAGACGGUCCAGUCAUGGUUGACACAAUCCACAUCUUCAUUUGUCGAAGCCGGAGUGGCCGAUCACACACUUGCCUGGGCUCGGGCCACCUUGAAGACGGCUAUGAGCAGGAAUCUAGAGGAACCUGACAAACAUUUCCAGAGUUAUGUGUCCAACUACGACUGGCUUGUCAAUGGAGCUGCACAGGCUCAUGUAAACACAUUCAUGGAAGAAGAACACUCUUUUGAGGAGUACACUAAGCAAGUGGAAGACUUCCAUGCUUUGUCAAAGGAGAUUAUCAGCCUCCCAGGGAAAGUUCACUUCACAAUGGUCCAUCUGGACUGUGAGGAGCUAAAACAAGGGCUCGUCAACAAAGCCAGAGCCUACGCUGAAACGUUUCUGAAGAAAGUGCUCGUCAACCAUCGGGAGCAAAAUCUACAGAUCUGCUCUGAGUUUGAGACCAUCAGAGAGAAAGCUUUGAAAGUUCCAGAGGAUACGGAGGACCUGACUCAGAUGAUGGAUUACAUACUCUCCACCAAGACAGAGGGUAUUGCAGGACUGAAAGAAAAAAUACAGAAAUCCUGCUGCAGAACGUUGUACCUCAUGGACGUCCACAUCUUUGAACCAGAGGAUCUGAAGUUGAAUGCAACGGUCUUUCUCUGGCCAAAAAACAUUCUCCAUGUCUUUCAACUCAGUGAUGAGCUAAUGCAGAAGGCCAAGCAGAAAGGGGAGCAGGAGCUGCUUGCUAAAAGGCAAAGGUUGAUGGUACAACUGGAGAAGUUGGGACGCAGAACGGAGGAGUUCCAGCAUUGUUCUGAGCUGGAUAUGAUGCAGCAGUAUGUUUCAGACAUCAGAACAGUUCAGAAACUUCUCCUGGAGGUUGAGGAGGAAAUUGGCUUCAUUAACAAAGAAGAGACCUUCUACAAAUUGGACCUAACAUCUUACCCAGAAGUUGAAGUCAUCAAAGACAGUGUUGGACUUUACCAGAAGCUGUUUGGACUCAUACUGAAGUGGCAGCGCACAGAUAACAGAUGGAUGAACGGGCCCUUUCAGGACUUAGACGGGGAGAGCCUGGAGGCAAACCUGGAUGAGGUCUUUAGGGAGAUCUUCAAGAUGCUAAAGUUCUUCCAACAAAAACAGAACAAGGUAGACCAGGAGAUGGAGAAAAAUGCCACAAAGACUAACAAAGAUGAUCCAAGGAAACAAGAGAACCCUACAAUUGUUUUGUGCUCCACUGUCAUGGAGCAGAUCAAGGAGUUCAAGGACCAUGUCCCUCUGGUGUCCAUCUUGUGUAAUCCAGGCAUCCGAGCUCGCCACUGGGACCAGAUGUCAGAGAUAGUGGGGUAUGACCUCACUCCUGACUCUGGUACCACACUACGAAAAGUUCUCAAACAAAACCUGGCCCCGUACCUGGAGGAGUUUGAGUUGAUCAGUGCUGCUGCAAGUAAAGAGUUUUCCUUGGAGAAAGCAAUGCAAACCAUGGUGCAUGUUUUGGAUGGUAUCUCCUUCCACCACCAACCCUACAGAGAGACAGGUGUUUCCAUCCUGACUGCUGUGGAUGAGAUUCAGACGAUUCUAGAUGACCAGAUUGUGAAGACUCAGACGAUGAGGGGCUCGCCAUUCAUCAAACCCUUUGAGCAUGAGAUCAAGCAGUGGGAGGAGCGUCUGCUUCGUAUUCAGGAAGCCAUAGAUGAGUGGCUGAAGGUGCAGGCCCAGUGGCUUUACCUGGAGCCCAUCUUCUCUUCUCAGGACAUCAUGCAGCAGAUCCCGACGGAAGGACGACUUUUUCAAACUGUGGACAAAAACUGGAAAGAAAUCAUGAGGCACUGCGUCAAGGAUCCUAAGGUUCUGCCAGCGACUUCGCUGGCUGGUUUGCUAGAAAAACUGCAAGAUUCCAACCAUCUUCUGGAUAACAUCAUGAAAGGACUGAAUGCCUACCUGGAGGAGAAACGUCUCUUCUUUCCACGAUUUUUCUUCCUGUCCAACGAUGAGAUGCUGGAGAUUCUGUCAGAGACCAAGGACCCAUUGCGAGUGCAACCCCAUCUAAAGAAAUGCUUUGAGGGCAUUUCCAAACUAGACUUCUUACCUAAUCUGGAUAUCCAGGCCAUGUACAGCAGCGAAGGGGAGCGUGUUCCGUUAAUCCAGCAUAUUUCCACAUCUGAAGCCAAAGGAGCUGUGGAGAAGUGGUUGGUGCAGGUGGAGGAUGUGAUGCUUCGCAGUGUUAGAGAUGUGGUGGCUCGGUCCAGGGUGGCUUAUGCUGAAACUGCUCGCAGUCAGUGGGUGAAGGAUUGGCCUGGGCAGGUUGUUCUUUGCACCUCCCAGAUUUUUUGGACCAUGGAAGUGCAUGAGGCCAUCAGGGCAGGGGCUGAUGGUUUAAAGAAUUACCACCAGCAGCAGCGGAAUCAGCUGAAUGACGUUGUGGGGCUGGUGAGAGGAAAACUGCCCCAACAAACACGGAUCACUUUGGGAGCUCUGGUCACUAUCGAUGUCCAUGCCAGGGACGUGGUCAUGGAGCUCAUAGAGAAAGGUGUAUCACAUGACACCGACUUCCAGUGGCUAGCUCAGCUGCGUUAUUACUGGAUCAAUGACAAUGUUCGUGUUCGCAUCAUCAACUGCGAUGUGAAAUAUGCUUAUGAGUAUCUGGGAAACUCACCACGUCUGGUCAUCACACCGCUCACCGACAGAUGCUACAGAACUCUGAUUGGAGCUUUCUACCUGAAUUUGGGUGGUGCACCUGAGGGGCCAGCUGGAACAGGAAAGACUGAAACCACCAAAGAUCUGGCCAAAGCUUUAGCUGUGCAGUGUGUGGUCUUCAACUGUUCAGAUGGACUGGACUACAUCGCUAUGGGCAAAUUUUUCAAAGGUCUGGCUUCCUCCGGUGCAUGGGCAUGCUUUGAUGAGUUCAACCGUAUUGAGCUGGAGGUGCUGUCUGUCGUCGCUCAGCAGGUGCUGUGCAUACAACGGGCCACUGAGCAGAAGUUAGAGUACUUUGACUUUGAAGGGACGAUGCUCAAACUCAACCCCAACUGCUUCGUGUCCAUAACCAUGAACCCAGGUUAUGCCGGACGCUCGGAACUCCCAGACAAUCUCAAGGUGUUGUUCCGACCAGUGGCAAUGAUGGUCCCCAACUACGCACUAAUAGCAGAGAUCUCACUGUAUUCAUAUGGUUUCCUCAAUGCCAAGCCCUUGUCCGUGAAGAUCGUCAUGACCUACAGGCUCUGUUCUGAGCAGCUCUCCUCCCAGUUUCAUUAUGACUAUGGCAUGAGAGCCGUCAAAGCUGUUCUCGUGGCUGCAGGAAACCUCAAGCUGAAGUUUCCGGAUGAGAAUGAAGAUAUACUGAUCCUGAGGUCCAUCAAGGAUGUGAACGAGCCCAAGUUUCUCUCCCAUGAUAUUCCGUUAUUCAACGGCAUCACCAGCGAUUUGUUUCCAGGCAUCUCACUUCCUGAGGCUGACUAUCAGCUGUUUCUCAAGGCUGCUGCAGAAUGUUGUCAAAAACACACGGUGCAGCCAACAGACGUCUUCUUACAGAAGAUGGUUCAGACAUAUGAGAUGAUGAUAGUCAGACAUGGGUUUAUGCUGGUGGGAGAACCCUUUGCAGGAAAGACCAAAGUGCUACAUGUGCUAGCAGACACUCUGACUCUCAUGAAUGAGAGAGGGUAUGGUAAAGAGGAGAAAGUCAUCUUCAGGACACUCAACCCAAAGUCCAUCACCAUGGGACAGCUCUUUGGACAGUUUGACCAGGUUUCCCAUGAGUGGACAGAUGGGAUUGUGGCCAACACUUUUCGUGAAUUCGCAUCAUCUGAAACACCAGAACGCAAAUGGGUGGUGUUUGAUGGUCCUAUAGAUACGCUGUGGAUUGAGAGCAUGAACACCGUGCUGGAUGACAAUAAAAAGUUGUGCCUGAUGAGUGGGGAGAUCAUCCAGAUGUCCAACCAGAUGAGUCUCAUCUUUGAAGCAAUGGAUUUAUCACAGGCUUCUCCCGCCACAGUCAGUCGAUGUGGGAUGAUCUACAUGGAGCCGUCUCAGCUGGGCUGGGAACCCCUGGUCAUUUCCUGGAUGAACUCUCUUCCUGAUGUUCUUCAGAACCCGGACAACCGCUCACUGCUGCUCGAGCUCUUCCACUGGCUUCUGCCUCCUUCUCUCAGGAUGCUGCGAAAGCACUGCAGAGAAGUUGUUUCCACAAGCAACAGUAACACUGUGGUGUCCUUGUGUCGACUGUUUGAGAUGAUGGUAACUGAACCGUUGAAGAUGGACCCUGAGGAUAAAAGCAUCCGCACCUGGAUCAUGGCAGCGUUUGCCUUCUCCCUGGUUUGGUCUGUGGGAGGCAGCUGUGACGCAGACAGCAGAGAGAAAUUUAGUGAGUUUUUAAAAGUGACUGUUUCAGGAAGAACAGAAGACCACCCGGUCCCUGGUGUUGUGGGGAAAUGGGACUGUCCCAUGGACGAUAAAGGCCUGGUGUAUGACUAUUUUUAUGAGUUUAAAGGAAAAGGCCGCUGGGUUCAUUGGAACGACGCCAUAGGGAAUGUCAGCCUGGGAGACAAGAACACCAAAGUUCAAGACAUUAUUGUUCCCACCAUAGACACUGUCCGCUACACUUACCUGAUGGACCUCUGCAUCAGCUAUGGAGUACCUCUCCUGUUUGUUGGUCCCACUGGCACUGGGAAGUCAGUGUAUGUGAAAGAGAAACUGUUGAACAAUCUGGACAAAGAGAGAUAUUUACCCUUCUUUGUCAAUUUCUCAGCUCGCACUAGUGCGAACCAAACUCAGAAUAUCAUCAUGGCCAAGUUAGAUAAGAGAAAGAAGGGGAUGUUUGGUCCUCCCAUGGGGAAGAAGUGCGUCAUCUUUGUGGAUGACAUGAACAUGCCUGCACUGGAACAGUUUGGCGCGCAGCCUCCGGUGGAGCUUCUUCGUCAGUACAUCGAUCAUGGACACUGGUAUAAUCUGAAGGAUACCUCAAAGAUCACUCUGGUUGACCUGCAGCUCAUCUCAGCGAUGGGUCCCCCUGGUGGCGGGAGGAAUGCAGUGACGGCUCGAUUCCUGCGGCACUUCAAUAUUUUUUCCAUCAAUGCCUUCAGUGAUGACACCAUGGUUCGCAUCUUCUCUAACGUGGUGGCCUUCUAUCUCAGGAUCAAUGAAUUCCCACCUGAAUAUUUUGCUGUUGGCAACCAAAUAGUCACUGCUACCAUGGAAGUGUAUAAGAAAGCAAUGAAGAGCCUUCUUCCCACUCCUGCCAAGUCUCACUACACAUUCAACCUGCGGGACUUCUCGCGCGUUAUCCAAGGCUGCCUGCUGCUGAAGAGAGAAUCUCUGGAGAGCAGACGCACUAUGAUACGCUUGUUUGUCCACGAGGUCUUCCGUGUCUACUAUGACCGUCUGGUGGAUGACAAAGAUCGAGCCUGGCUGUACGAGCUGAUGAACAACAUCCUCAAAGAUCACUUCAAGGAAUCCUUUGAUCAGGUGUUUGAUCAUCUGAAAGAAGGGAGUAAACUGGUUGAGGAAGACAUGAGGAACCUUCUGUUUGGCGACUACAUGAAGCCUGACCUGGACGGUGAAGAGCGCCUAUAUGCUGAGGUGCUUUCAAUGGAAAGCUUUGCACAGGUGGUGGAGUCGUGUCUUGAGGAAUACAACCAGAUGCACAAGAAUCACAUGAACCUUGUCGUCUUCCGCUAUGUCCUGGAGCACCUAUCCCGUAUCAGCCGUGUGUUGAAGCAGCCAGGAGGCCAUGCCUUGCUUGUGGGAGUCGGUGGUAGUGGACGCCAGUCCAUCACCCGUCUGGCUGCAUCCAUGGCCCACAUGACCAUCUUCCAGCCCGAGAUCUCUAAGAGCUAUGGCAUGACUGAUUGGAGAGAUGAUCUCAAGAUGCUGCUGAAAAAUGCCGGGGUGAAAGGUCAGAAAAUGGUGUUCCUGCUAACUGACGCUCAAAUCAAAGAUGAGGCUUUUCUUGAGGAUGUGGACAGCGUCUUGAACACAGGAGAGGUGCCCAAUCUGUUUGCCUUAGAUGAGAAGCAAGAGAUUAUGGAGGCUGUGCGUCCAGUUGCCCAGGCUGGUAAUAAAAAUUUAGAGUUGAGUCCUCUGACACUCUUUGCCUUCUUCGUGGCGCGCUGUAAAGAGAACCUGCACAUUGUUGUGGCCUUCAGUCCCAUUGGAGAUGCCUUUCGAAAUCGCCUGCGCCAGUUUCCAUCCCUCAUCAAUUGCUGUACCAUUGACUGGUUUCAGCCUUGGCCAGAGGAGGCUCUUGAGCGAGUGGCCAAUACAUUCCUGGAGUCGCUGGACAUGAGUAAAAACGAGAGGCAGGAGGUCAUACCCAUCUGUAAAACAUUCCAUACUUCUGCCAAACAGCUCUCACAAAGAUUUCUCUCUGAGCUCGGUCGACAUAAUUAUGUGACGCCCACGUCGUACCUGGAGCUGAUCGCUGCUUUCCGUCAGCUGCUCACUCAGAAAAGAGACACGGUCAUGAAGGCAAAGCUGCGGUACAUUAACGGUCUAGACAAGCUGGCCUUCGCUGAAUCUCAGGUGGGUGAGAUGAAGAAGGAACUGGAAGAGCUGCAGCCCAAACUGGAGCAGGCGAAGAUAGACAACACAGAAAUGAUGAAGGUGAUUGAAGUGGAGUCUUUGGAGGUGGAAGCCAAAAGCAAAGUUGUGCGUGUCGAUGAGGAGGCUGCAACAAUAAAAGCUAAUGAGGCGAAGGCUUUGAAGGAUGACUGUGAGAGCAACUUGGCUGAGGCCAUUCCUGCUCUGGAAGCUGCUCUCUCUGCUUUGGACACUUUGAAGCCCUCUGAUAUCACCAUCGUGAAGUCAAUGAAGAAUCCGCCCUCUGGAGUGAAGCUGGUAAUGGCAGCUGUGUGUGUGAUGAAGGACAUAAAGCCAGAUAAGAUCGCUGACCCAGCUGGGACUGGAAAAAAGGUGUUUGACUUCUGGGGUCCAAGCAAGAAGCUGCUGGGAGACAUGAACUUCUUACGAGAUCUAAAAGAAUAUGACAAAGACAAUAUUCCUGUCCCUGUGAUGCAAAAAAUCCGUAGUGAGUACAUGACCAAUCCUGACUUUGACCCCAGCGUCGUAUCAAAGGCUUCCUCUGCAGCAGAGGGCCUGUGCAAGUGGAUUAAAGCAAUGGAGGAGUAUGACAGGGUGGCAAAGGUUGUGGCUCCUAAGAAAGCAAGUCUGGCAGAGGCCCAGGAGUCCCUGGCUACGACGAUGGCUCUGCUGGACCAAAAGAGAGCUGAGCUGAAGGAGGUUGAGGACCGCUUAGCUGCUCUUAAACAAACCUCUGAGGAGAAGAAAGAGGAGAAGGCUCAGUUGGAGCUCCAAGUGGACUCGUGUGCCAGGAAGCUGGAGAGAGCUGAGAAACUCAUUGGUGGUCUGGGUGGAGAGAAGACCAGAUGGUCUAAGGCAGCAGACGACCUGCAGAACACGUAUGACAACCUGACUGGAGACGUUCUCAUCUCCGCUGGUGUCAUCGCCUACCUUGGGGCUUUUACCGCUGGCUUCAGACAGGAAUGCACCAAGUCAUGGACCAAACUGUGCCAAUCCAAGAACAUCCCGUCAUCAGAUGACUUCUCACUCAGCAAAACCCUGGGAGACCUCAUUAAAAUCCGAGCGUGGAACAUCGCAGGCCUUCCCAGUGACUCUUUCUCCAUCGACAAUGGUGUCAUCGUCAGUAAUUCACGUAGAUGGCCCUUGAUGAUUGACCCUCAAGGCCAGGCCAACAAGUGGGUGAAGAACUCAGAGAAAGACAACAACCUGAGCAUUAUCAAGCUGACAGACGCUGAUUACAUGAGGACACUGGAAAACUGUGUCCAGUUUGGAACACCCUUGCUGCUGGAAAAUGUAGGGGAGGAGCUUGACCCUUCACUGGAACCACUGCUGCUUAAACAAACCUUCAAGCAAGGUGGCGUGGACUGCAUCAGGCUGGGGGAGAGUGUGAUUGAGUAUUCCAACGAGUUCCGUUUCUAUAUCACCACUAAGCUGAGGAAUCCCCACUACUUACCAGAACUGGCCACCAAGGUUUCCCUGCUGAACUUCAUGAUCACCCCAGAAGGCCUGGAGGACCAGCUGCUGGGGAUCGUGGUCGCCAAAGAGAGGCCAGAGCUGGAGGAAGAGAGAAAUGCACUUAUCCUGCAGUCGGCCGCCAAUAAGAGGCAGCUGAAGGAAAUUGAGGAUAAGAUCCUGGAGACACUGCAGUCUUCUGAGGGAAAUAUCCUGGAGGACGAGAGUGCCAUUCAGAUUCUGGACUCCGCUAAGAUCAUGUCCAAUGAGAUCACUAAAAAACAACAGAUUGCAGAGAAGACGGAGAAGGAGAUAGCAGAGUCCAGAGAGGGUUACAGAGCCAUAGCCAAACAUUCCUCUGUCCUGUUCUUCACCAUCGCUGAUCUCACCAAUAUAGACCCUAUGUACCAGUACUCUCUGAGCUGGUUUGUUAACCUCUACAUUAACUCUAUACAAGACAGCAUCAAGUCCAAGAUCCUGGAGAGGAGGCUUCAAAACCUGAUCGGUCACUUCACCUAUAACUUGUACUGCAACAUCUGUCGCUCUCUGUUUGAGAAAGACAAACUCCUCUUCUCCUUCCUCCUCUGCUGCAAUCUACUCCUAGCAAAGGGGGAGAUUGAAUAUGCCGACUUCAUGUUCUUGCUGACUGGAGGAGUGGGUCUGCAGAAGACAGUUUCUAACCCUGACUCCAGCUGGCUACAGGACAAGAGCUGGGAUGAGAUAUGUCGUGCCAGUGAACUGCCUGGCUUGCAAGGACUAAAAGAGUCUUUCAUCAAGAGUCCAGGAGACUUCAGGCCUAUUUAUGACAGCAAAGAGCCAUACAACACUCCUCUGCCCGCACCGUGGUGUGACCAACUCAAUGACCUGCUCAAAAUGAUCAUUGUUCGCUGUCUCAGGCCUGACAAGAUCAUGCCAGCGGUGACCAAAUAUGUGACUGGCAAACUGGGGAAGAAGUUUGUACAACCGCCUCCCUUUGACCUGAGUAAGAGUUACCAGGAUUCCAACUCCACCAUCCCUCUCGUGUUUGUGCUGUCUCCAGGAGCCGAUCCCAUGGCCAGUUUAUUGAAGUUUGCCAAUGACAAGGGCAUGGGUGGUGCCAAGUUCCAGUCCAUCUCUCUGGGUCAGGGUCAGGGACCCAUCGCAGCCAAAAUGAUAUCUACGGCCAUGCAGGAUGGUACGUGGGUGUGUUUGCAGAACUGCCACCUGGCCGUUUCCUGGAUGUCCACUCUAGAAAAAAUCUGUGAGGACUUCAGUCCAGGAACAUGCCACCCCGACUUCCGCCUGUGGCUCACGAGCUACCCUUCACCCAUGUUUCCAGUGACAAUCCUGCAGAAUGGGGUGAAAAUGACAAAUGAGCCUCCGACAGGACUCAGACUCAACCUUCUUCAGUCUUACUUGUCAGAUCCAGUCUCUGACUCAAAGUUCUUCAAUAACUGCCCCAAAAAGGAGCUGAUUUGGGAGAAGCUCCUGUACGGCCUGUGCGUCUUCCAUGCUCUUGUUCAGGAGAGAAAGAAGUUUGGUCCGCUGGGCUGGAACGUUCCCUACGGCUUCAAUGAGUCUGACCUGCACAUAAGCAUCAGGCAGCUCCAGCUGUUUGUGAAUGAAUAUGAUGAGGUUCCCUUCGAGGCCAUUACGUACCUGACAGGGGAGUGUAACUAUGGCGGCCGUGUGACCGACGACUGGGACAGACGGCUCUUGAUGACCAUGUUGGCAGAUUUCUACACAAAGGAUCUGAUUGAAAAACACUGCUACCUCUUCUCACCUAGUGGUGAAUACUAUGCUCCACCUAAAUCUUCCUAUGAGGACUAUAUUGAAUUUAUCAAGAAACUUCCAUUCAUCCAGCAUCCAGAGGUCUUUGGGAUGCAUGAAAAUGUGGACAUUUCCAAAGAUCUGCAGCAGACAAAGCUGCUGUUUGAUUCACUGCUACUCACACAGGGUGGUGGCGCUAAGGGAGGGGUCAGCUCUGGGAGCGACAACACACUCUAUGACAUAGCAAAUGGCAUCCUUACUAAGCUUCCAGAGAAUUUUGACACAGAAGCUGCUCUCCUGAAGUAUCCAGUGCUCUACGAGGAGAGUAUGAACACGGUGCUCGUCCAAGAGAUGGAGCGCUACAACACGCUGUGCAGUUUGAUCCGUGUGAGUCUGCAGAACCUGUUGAAGGCCAUUAAGGGUUUGGUGGUGAUGGAUGCAGAGCUGGAGGCCGUCGCAAACAGUCUGAUGGUGGGCAAAGUCCCAGAGAAGUGGGCGAAGCGUUCUUACCCCAGCCUCAAACCGCUGGGCAGCUACAUCACUGACUUCCUCUCUAGACUGAAGUUUUUGCAGGAUUGGUAUGACACGUGUACGCCCAACGUGUUCUGGCUGUCUGGCUUCUUCUUCACCCAAGCCUUUCUCACUGGGGCCAUGCAGAACUAUGCCAGGAAAUACCACGUCCCCAUUGACCUGCUCAGUUUUGAUUUCGAGGUUCUUCCUAUUGAGCAGUCCGACACAUCACCUGAGGACGGUGUUUACAUCAAUGGAUUGUUUCUGGAUGGAGCUCGCUGGGACAAAGAGAGUGGAGUUCUGGCUGACCAGCAUCCCAAAGUCCUGUUUGAUACGAUGCCUAUCAUGUGGAUCAAACCAACGAAAAAGAAGAGCAGUGAUCAGCUUCAGAAAAUGUACAUUAGCCCUCUUUACAAGACCAGUGAGAGGAGGGGAACCCUGUCAACCACAGGACACUCCACCAAUUUUGUCAUCUCCAUGAUGCUGCCCACCAGCAGGGCCCCUCAGCACUGGAUCAAGCGUGGUGUGGCCAUGCUCUGCCAGCUCGAUGACUGAAAUUAGACUCACUCAUAAGGACUGAAGCGGUUUCCCAUGGGACAUAGAACAAACACGGUGAUGCCUUUUUGAUUCCUUACUAUGCAGAAGUUAAACUUAAUCUCUGUUUCUAACCAGCAAAGAGAGCACCAAUGUAUAUAGUUAUGUAAUGGUAAAUCAUAUUCACAAUGUAAAUGAUAAUAAAAUUCACAUGGAAGUACA